Messenger RNA from Babjeviella inositovora NRRL Y-12698, 945 nucleotides. RefSeq names its product t-SNARE syntaxin. Gene Ontology annotation, molecular function: SNARE binding; SNAP receptor activity. Gene Ontology annotation, cellular component: Golgi membrane; SNARE complex; endomembrane system. Lineage: Eukaryota; Fungi; Ascomycota; Pichiomycetes; Serinales. The record is from RefSeq and is a predicted model, not a curated record. The coding region runs from base 1 to 945 and encodes 314 amino acids. Gene Ontology annotation, biological process: vesicle fusion; intracellular protein transport; endoplasmic reticulum to Golgi vesicle-mediated transport. The transcript has a single exon.
AUGUCCGUUUACACCCCCCAGUUGACCGAUAUCCAGGACCGGACGCUGGAGUUCCAGCAAUGCGUGGCCUCCUUCAACCGCCUUAACAAAACCAAGCCCAGUCCGGCGGCGAACGCGCCACCCAAGAAGAGCGAAUUCUCGCUCCGCGCCAGCGCCGUCGCAACAGAUAUUGCCCACACACUUGGGAUGUUGAGCAAACUCGCAAUGUUGGUGAAGAAAAAACCGCUUUUCGACGACAAGCCGGUAGAGAUUGCGCAGUUGACCAACGUCAUCAAGCAGGACAUUUUCCGCAUCGAGCGGGCGUUGAAAGACCUCCUGGUAUUUACCAAGGGCGGCGCUGAGCCCCAGGCGGCCACUCACUCGAAGAACGUGGUUCAGAUCCUCAGCACCCAGUUUAAGAACAUUAGUGGUGAUUUCAAAACGGUUUUGGAGACGCGGCAGCGGAACGAGCAGCUGAACAAGAGCAGGCAAGAGCAGUUUCUCUCGGCGGUGUCAUCGAACGUGGUGGCGGGCAGCGCUACCACAUCGGAAAAUCCAUUCAUGGCGCUGGAUAACCCGUUUUUAAGCCGUUCCGCCACACCCUUUGCCGACACGGAUACCUCGCCGUACGGCGACUACCUCACACUUCCGGACCAAUCACAGCAGUUGAUGCUCAUGGAGGAGCAGAGCGUGUACUUGCAGGAUAGAAACCGUGCGGUGGAAACCAUUGAGUCAACCAUCAACGAGGUGGGCAACUUGUUCCAGCAGUUGGCAACCAUGGUCAGUGAGCAGGGCGAGACCAUUCAACGAAUCGAUACUAACGUUGAGGAUAUCAGUAUGAACAUCCAGGGCGCCCAGCGCGAGUUGUUGAAGUAUUAUGCGCAUAUUUCUAGCAACCGAUUCUUCUUUCUCAAAAUAUUUGCCGUGAUUAUGGUGUUUUUCAUGUGCUGGGUGUUGGUGUCGUAG